Molecule: messenger RNA, 919 nt
Organism: Clunio marinus
Lineage: Eukaryota; Metazoa; Arthropoda; Insecta; Diptera; Chironomidae
Source: the annotation of a GenBank genome assembly
CAUAGCAGUUUUGAAUUAAUUUUCAAUUGUGAAACUUAACCGUAAAAUCGAGAAAAAAAAGAUGAAACUUGUGAUUGUUAUCUUGUCAGUUAUUUUUAUGCAGGCAUUUGCACUCCCUGCAGUCGAGAUUGUAAGAGUAUCCGAACAUGUACCGAAAAACGAUGUUGUCGAACAAUUCCGAACAGAUCUCGAUUAUUGGUUUGCAUUUGCACUCCCUGCAGUCGAGAUUGUAAGAGUAUCCGAACAUGUACCGAAAAACGAUGUUGUCGAACAAUUCCGAACAGAUCUCGAUUAUUGGUUUGUCAGAUAUCAAAACUUCUACGACAGAGCUAAUGCAGCUAUGAGAGAUUAUCGUUUUGCACAUGUUGAUUUAGUGACAAGAGUCUACAAUGAUAUGAUGGAAGUUUUCGGUGAUGACAUUGAAGCAAUUCGUCAAACUGCUUAUGAUUUGAAUGAUGUGAUUGCUGAACGUCAAGCUCAACUUGGAGCAGACAACGCUUGUCUUCAAGGUGUCAUGGAAGAAAUGAGCGAACUCUCAGCUCGUUCUGGUUCAAACAUUCAAUCUUGCGCUCUUUACGCCAACAGCACACUUGAAAAUAUGUUGAACAACGUGUUCUAUCCAACAUUUAUUGGCAUUCAAGGAACCAUUUCAACCGUCAAUAUUGCUGUUGUCGACGCUCUUUCAAGAGGAAACGUUUUACAAGACGAAGAAGCAAUUCUCGAGUUUUUGGAAGGUGGUUAUCGGAUUUAUGAACGUCAAUGGAUCACUGCUGUGUCUCAAUUACUCCGAUGGGAAACAAACCGAUUCCAAACUGAUGGCCUCUUCUUGGUUGAUGAGAUGAGAAUUUGUUUGUCAGGUGCUGUUGUUUCCUACAUCGUAGAGGCUGCUCGGCUUACGACUGCAGUUCAAGCAUGCUAG